Molecule: messenger RNA, 5079 nt
Organism: Rotaria sp. Silwood2
Lineage: Eukaryota; Metazoa; Rotifera; Eurotatoria; Philodinida; Philodinidae
Source: the annotation of a GenBank genome assembly
AUGCCUAUUAAUGAAGACUAUACAAUUAAAGUAAAAACAAAAUCACAUUCAUAUAAUUUAAAUAAUAAUUCAAUGGAUAUUACAAAUGAAUAUCCAAUGUCAGAAAAUCCUACACAUCAUCAAAAAUUAACUAAAACUGAAUAUUCUUCAAUUGGUUCAUCUCAUAAACUUAAUUUAUUACUUCAACGUUCACUUCGUUAUUCAUAUCGACAACGAUGUUGUGGAUGUUGUCCAACAAUACUUUGUGAAGUAUUAUUUCCUCUUAUUAUAAUGGCAUUAUUAGCAUUAGCUCGUUAUGGAUCAAAUGCACUUAUUAGAGAAAUGAAUGAAAAUCCUAAUUCGGCUUCAACAAGUUUUGGUCGUUCUCUAUGUUCACAAAAUAUGAGUACAAUAAAAACAACAUUAUCAAAAGAUUUAUUUUCAAAAUGUUUUAAAUUUCCACCAAGUUAUAAAAGACAUGAAUGGCCUUUCUUAUAUUCAAAUAGAACAAAUAUUAUAUUUCAACCAAUGACAAAUGAAACAGAAGAACUUGUUACACUUGCUAAAACACGUUUGACAAAAAUGAAUUGUAAUAAUACUAAAAUAUCGCAUCAAAGUAUAAAUGAUGUAAAUGAUACUUAUUUACUACAAAAUGAAGAAGAAAAUACAAUUAUUAUUGAUUUUGGUUCAACAUUGAAUCUUAAAAAUGAACAUAAUAUUGAUUAUAACAUAAUGGUUCGAAUGUCGAAUGUUUUUACAAAAAAUACACCUGUUGAUAUGUCAUUUAUAUCAUUUUUACAUCCAACUUUUAUUCUUGAUCGAUCGAAUAUAAUGGAUAAUAAUAAUCAAGAAGGUUCAGAAUUACCUGAAUUUACUGAUGUAAAAAUGUUUAUUGAUUCAUUACUUAUUGGUUAUCAGACAAAUAAAACAAUUGAAUUUGAACUUGAAAGAAGUCCUAUGAUUUGUACACCAGUUCGUAGAGAUUCUAUUUUUGAAUCUGGAUCAAUACUUGUCACAACAAUUUUGAUUUUAGUUGAUUUUAUCUUUAUUAUUCCAUAUUUAAUUCUUUUAAUAAGUUUAAUUCGAGAAAAAAAUGCUAAAGUUAAAGAAAUUCUUAAAGUACUUGGAAUUGAACCUAUUUUAAAUAAUAUUGCUCAAUCAAUACGAACAUUGGUUAUUCUUUGUCUUUUAACUCUACUCUUAUGUAUUGUAUAUAAAUUAAAAUUAAAACCAGAUGCAUUUUUUAAUACAGUUAAUUUUGGUAUUCUCAUUCUUGGUUAUCUAAUAUAUGAUUUACAGUUAAUAUCAUUUUGUAUAAUGAAUGUACAAUUAUUUGAUAAAAAUGUUCGUGCAAUAUUGGGUACAUUUUUAAUUUAUGUGGUAUCGUUAAUUGUUUUUCCAUAUAGUAUUGUAUGGCCAACGGCUAUACAAUAUGUAUUAAUAUUUUUCAGCCCUUAUAUUGCUGCACAUUCAUUAUUUCAACAAGCAAUUUUACAUGAUUUAGCAAAAAUAAAUGUAUCAGUAUUUCGAACGAUUUAUCGUAAUGUACCAAUGUAUUUUCCAACGUUGAUUAUUAUGAUUGCUAGUUGUAUUUUCUAUUGGGCAUUGUCCUGGUAUUUGGAAAAAGUAUUUCCAGGUAUCUAUGGUAUUCCACUAGAAUGGAAUUUUCUAUUUAAACGAGAUUAUUGGCGUUCAGAAACAUUUAAUUCUCAUAAUCAUUCAUUUUCUAAUCGUAAUACAUCAUAUUCAAAAACAAAUUCUAAUGAAAAAUCUAUUGUACAUGUUCAACAUCUGAUUAAAAAAUUUGGUCCUGAUAAAAUAGCUGUUAAUGAUGUUUCAUUUAAUUUAUAUGAAAAUCAAAUAACAUCAUUACUUGGACCAAAUGGUUCUGGAAAGACAACAAUAUUUAAUUGUUUAAUUGGAAUAUAUAAACAAACAUCGGGUAAAAUAACAAUUGAAAAUGAUGAUGGAAUAGAAUUUGAUACUCGAACAAAUAUUGAUAUGUUAAGAAAAUCGAUGGGUUAUUGUCCUCAACAUGAUAUUCUUUUUGAUUUAUUAACUAUAAAAGAACAAUUAGAAUUUUAUGCAACAGCUCGAGGUUUUGGAAAAAAUAAAGAAAAAAUAGCUAAAGAAAUGCUUUAUUUAGUUGAUCUUCAAGCUUCAAAAGAUCUUUAUUGUAAUUCAUUAUCUGGUGGAAUGAAAAGACGUUUAUCAUUAGCUUGUGCAUUUGUUGGAGAUACAAAAAUUAUUCUUCUUGAUGAACCAUCAAGUGGACUUGAUCCAUCUAAUCGUCGUUUAUUAUGGGAUUGGUUACGUUCAAUGAAAGAAGGUAAAACACUUUUAUUAACAACACAUUUUAUGGAAGAAAGUGAUGCAUUAUCCGAUCGUAUUAUAAUUAUUGCUAAUGGAAAUAUUAAAGCUGAUGGAACAUCAGCUAAAUUAAAAGAACAAUAUGGAUCAGUUAUUAAUAAACAAAAUGGUUGUCAUACAAAUGAUAUUAAAAAUGAAUUAUGUCAAUAUUUACCAAAAUUAAAAAUUGAAACAGAUAUAUUGGAUGGUGAUGUUGUUUUUCGAACAAAUGAACAACCAAAUGAAUUAUUUAUACAAGCAUUAAAUCAACUUGAAAUUAUGAAAAAAGAAAAUCGAAUUAAAAAUUAUGGAAUACAAAAUAGUACUAUGGAUGAUGUAUUUUUAAAAAUAACACGAGAUACAAAAAAUGAUAAUGAAUCAAAUUCAACAUCAAUCGAUAUUGAUACAAUCGACAAACAAUGUCAUUAUGUAUUUAAUGAUCGACAAUUUCUUACUGGUAUUCUUUAUCAUUUAAAUCAAUUUUAUGGUUUAAUAAUAAAAACUUCAUUUGUACGUUAUCGUCGUUGGAUAUUAACAUUUAUUGUUUUAUUAUUACCUAUUUUAUAUAAUCUUCUAUCAAAUUUAAUAUCUCGUAGUGGAGAUGAAAAUGGAAUAUUUAAAAUGAAUUUAAAUUCUCUUAAUCCACAAACAAUUUUAUAUCAUACAGAUCCAAUUAUAGAAAAAUAUUUUCGUGCAUCUAUUGAUGGUUCAAUACUUGAACAAGCAUCAAGCAAUAUAUCGGAAAUGAAUCAAAAUAUUUGGCAAAAACGAAUGGAUCAUCCAUAUACAUAUACAGAUAUUUAUCUUGGUUUUAAUAUUCCAAAACCAAUUGAAAAUAAAUAUACAAUUCAAACAUUAUCGUCAAAUUUAAUAUCUGGUCAUGAAUUUGUUUCACUUGCAUCAAAUACAUUUUAUAAAUAUAUAUUAAAUGAUACGAGUGCAUCAAUUCAAACAACACUUAUUUAUAAAAAUAUUGGAAAUUUUACAGCAAAACCAUCUGUUGGUACUUUAAUGAAUGUAUUAAGUACAGCAUCAUGUUUUCUUAAAUUAUUACCAACAUCACUCAUGCUUGAUGUAUUUAUAUUUUAUAUUUUAUUCUUUUAUACAACUGUAUUUUUAAUCAGUGAACGAAAAGAUAGCUUUUUAUCAUUAUUGAAUAUUAGUGGUCUACAUAUUAUUAUUCCAGUAGUAACAAUGAUUAUUGAAAGUAGAUCUAUACAAAAACUUUUAUAUUGGUUAUUUAAUGUAAUAUCACCAAGUAUAAAUGCACAAGUUAUAAUAACAUAUCUUUUAGCAAAAAAAAGUCGAUUAUGUAAUUUAAUUACUAAUCCGUUGAGUACGAGUAAUCUUCCAACGAAACUUUUAAAAUCAAUUGGUGAUGAUACAAUUGAAUGGAAUAUUGGAAUACUUGUUUUACAUAUAUUAUUAUUCUUAUUAAUAUUAAUUAUAAUUGAUAGUGGUUUAUUACAAUUAUCAUUUUCAUGUUUAUAUAAAUCAAAUUUUGAUGAAAAUCAACUUGAUGAUGAUGUUUUAGCUGAACGUCAUCGAGUAUUAAACAAUGAAACAAAUUCAUCUCAUAAUGAAGAACAUAUUGAUCAUUUAACAGUUAAUAAUCUUGUUAAAUAUUAUCCAAUACGUAAAGUUUUAGCUGUUAAUCAUUUAACAUUCGGUGCACGACGUGGUGAAGCAUUUGGUUUACUUGGUUAUAAUGGUGCUGGAAAAACAACAACAUUUCGUAUUGUUGUUGGUGAUUUAAUGUCAACACAAGGCACAGCUUAUAUUGAUGAACAAAAUGUUCAUCGUCGAAUAAGAUCAACACGUCAUUUAGGUUAUUGUCCACAAGAAAAUUGUAGUAUGGAUUUUCUUACUGUUCAAGAUAGUCUUUAUUUAUUAGCACGUAUACGUGGUAUUAAACCUUCACGUAUAAAAUCUAUUGUUGAAACAAUAAGUUCAUUAUUUUUACUUAAUCCAUUUUUAAAUAAUUAUAUACAUGAAUUAAGUGGUGGCACAAAACGUCGAUUACAUACUGCUAUAGCAUUAAUUGGACCUCCAUUAGUUGCUAUUCUUGAUGAACCAACAACAGGUGUUGAUCCAAAUGCUCGACAACAAAUGCAAGAAAUAUUUUUAAAUGCUAUUAAAGCAAAAUUAACUAUUAUUUUAACUAGUCAUUCAAUGGAUGAAUGUGAACGUGUUUGCAAUCGUCUUGGUAUUAUGGUUCGUGGUCAAUUAGCUUGUUUAGGUACAAUACAACAUUUAAAAUCAAAAUUUGGCCAAGGUUAUACAAUUGAAAUAAAAGUUCGUUCAAUUGACAAUGAUACAAAUACAAUAACAAUACAAAAUGUUCAAGCAUUUUUAUUAUCUCAAAAACAAUAUCAUGUUGAAAUUAAAGAAACAACACAAUCAACUGGUUUAUUUCAAAUUGGAGGUAGUACACCAGCUGAAUUAUUUCAAUUACUUGAAGAAAAUAAACAAAGAUUAAAUAUUGAAACAUAUACAAUAUCACAAACAACACUUGAACAGAUAUUUUUAUCGUUUGGAAAACAAAUUCGUGCGACGGAUGAUAUUGAGAUUGUUAAUGAAAAUGACCUAGAUGAUUUAUUACCUUUAAUCCGUGCUCAUUGUGAAUAUCAUCAUCAAGCUGAACAAGUUCCUUUACUUAAUGACGAUGCUUUUAUGUCAGUAGCUCGUGUUCUUAUAGCUAAUAUAAAUCAAGAAGGUUUUCAACUUAUUGUUCGCGAUUUCAAAGACUGA